AUGGCGCUCAGCGUCGGCGUGCGGCGGCUCUCCAGCUUGCCGGGCCACGGCGAGCGGCAGGUGCAGCUCAGCUUCCGAGGCUUCACCCAGAAGACGAGGAAAGUUCGCUGUGGCCCGGAGGCUGUCUUCGGGGAGCUCUUUCGCUGGCCCCACUAUGGGAAGCUUGCCCUGGGUGAAACACUGUCUGUUAAGGUUUACAAUUGCAGCAAGGUUUUCAGUAACAGGCUUCUUGGUACUCUUGUUCUCAGCCUUCAGCACCUGAUGACGUCUGGGAGGCUGAUCCUUCGGGAGGCCCUUGUUGACAAGAACCAGAGAGUCACUGGUAUCUACAUUGAGUUGGAUUUGCGCUACCAACCUCCUGAUGGCUCAGCUGGGACCUGGGUUGAAGAAGACUUUGUCUAUCAGAUGAAAGACAGCUCGGAGCUAAUCAUCUGCAACCCAGGCUUUGAGGAGCUGGAGGCAGCUGAGGGACCAAGAGUGAGCGAACUGGACAGGAGGGCUGCUGCACUGGGCAGGAAGCUAGCAAAAGGGCUGGAGACUGAUGAAGAAGAGGAAGAAGAGGAAGAAGAUUUCUACGAUGUGUCUGAGAUGGAGGUUUCGGGCAUCAUCUUCAGCCCUGUGAAGAGCCGCUCCAGACAUUGCUUCACACGGGACCUCUUUGCCACCCCAGCCCCGCAGAACUUCCAGGUUGGAAUUAACAUCAUUGAAGCGCAGAAGCUGGUGGGGGUGAACAUUAACCCCUUUGUGGUGGUCAAGGUUGGAGAAGAGAAGAGGCAUACAGCAACACAGAAGUCAACCAACUGCCCCUUCUACAAUGAAUACUUUUUGUUUGAAUUCCAUGAGCCAAGGGAUAUUUUAUUCCACAGACUCAUAGAGAUCUUGGUUUUUCACUCAAAGAAGAUACCAUUCCUGGGAACGUGUAUAGGAAUGUUUAAGAUGGAUGUUGGAAUGGUGUACAGCCAGCCAGAUCACAGGUUUUUCCAGAAGUGGGCUGUUAUCAGUGACCCCACAGACACCAGGGCAGGUGUGAAGGGCUUUGUGAAGUGCAACAUCUCUGUUACUGCACGUGGGGAUAUUGUGGGCUCCCUCUCCACCUCCUCCAGCAGCCGGGAUGAGGACAUUGAAAGGAACCUGCUGCUGCCUAAGAGAGUCCCUGCAGAGAGACCCUGGGCCAGGGUCUGCAUCAAGUUGUAUCGUGCUGAGGGCCUGCCCAGCAUGAGUGCAGGCAUCAUGGGUGGCUUCUCCAAGAUCAUAGGGGAGAAAAAAGUCUUUAUUGACCCAUAUGUGCAGAUCUCAUUCUGUGGGCAGCAGGGGGAAACGUCAGUGGAGAUCAACACCACUGAGCCUGAGUGGAAUGAGCAGAUCAGCUUCAUUGAGAUGUUUCCACCUCUGGCCAGAAAGAUAAAAGUCCAGGUGCUGGAUGAUGCCAACAUUGGUGAUGUGGCCAUCGCUACACACUACAUUGACCUGCAGCAGAUCUCGGACUCUGGCAGGAAUGGCUUUAAUCCCACGUUUGGUCCAGCCUGGGUGAAUCUCUAUGGCUCCCCCCAGAACUCAGCUCUGCAGGAUGUCCACAAGGCCCUCAACGAGGGCAUGGGUGAGGGGAUCUUCUACCGUGGGCGCAUCCUCAUGGCCAUCACAGUGGAGAUCUUCAGCAGCCCCAGCAGAGCAGAGAGGAAGCUUGGGGAUAAGGCGAAAGGUGCCCUAGGCAAACUGAAGCUGAAGAAGAAAAGUAAGAAAUCCAAGGAGAAAGCCAAAGCACUGAGACAGCUUCAGGGAGAAGAAGAGACUGUGAGUUGUCAGGAGGUUGAGCAGCCUGAGGAGGUCACUGUGGAAGUAGAAGAGCUUCAUCCACUCCCUGAGAAUGCACUGGGGAGGAAAGAGGAAUUCCUCCUCUUCGCUGCCUUCUUUGAAGCAACUAUGAUGGACCCUUCUCUCAGCUCCAAGCCUGUCAGCUUUGAAGUCUCUAUAGGAAACUAUGGCAAAGCUGAAGAGGUUGUGACCAAAGUAGGGAGAAAAGUGGAAAAGGGAGAAGUGAAAGAAGAAAAGCAGGCUUUGCUGGACUCUGGUUCAGAUGGUGAGCUUGAUGUUGAAGUUCUGGUCUCAGCUUCAGCAGCAUUGAACAACUCAGUGACAAAGAGCCAGAAACCAGAGCCCAUGGAGUAUGACAGGUCAUACAGCUGCCUGCCCAUGACGCAUGAGAAGCCCUGUGUGUAUGUGUGGAGCUACUGGGAGGAUCACACCUGGAGACUCUGUAUUUCCAACUGGAUUGUCAAGCUGGCAGAGCGCCUGGAGCAGCGGUUGGAUGAUGUGGAGAAGCUCAUGAGAAGGCUGAAGGCUAAAGCAGAAGAGCAACUCAGAGAGGUGCUAGAGGAGUUUAUAGCUGGGUGCAGGCAAUAUUCACUCAGUGUAGAGAGAAAAACGAUGGCACAUCCCAACCACCUUGACAGAUGUCGGAUGAAAUUCCUGAUGCGCAACAUCAUCCUGUGUGCAAAGCAGGGGCUCCGCAUGAGGCGGCGACUGACUCGAGCCAAUGUCAAGGAGAAGGUUAAGGAGAUAAAGAGGCUCCUGGCAAAGCUACGUUUCAUGGCUAAAGAGCCCCAAUGCACCCUCCCCGAUGUGCUUGUCUGGAUGCUCAGCAACGACAGGCGUGUGGCAUAUGCAAGAGUUCCCGCACAGAACAUCCUCUACUCAGUAGUUGAAGAGGAGAAGGGCAAGGACUGUGCAAAGAUCCAGACAGUUUUUAUGAAGGUCCCUGGCUUACACACUGGUGAGAUCUUUGCCAAAUUGGAAAUCUACAUGUGGCUUGGGGUAACCAAAUAUGCAAAGAACUGUUUGGCAGAGCUGCCUGAGGAGUUCAAGUAUCUCUCUGAGAGUGGACAGGAAAUAGUCCAGCUUUCAGCCUAUGGUCCUCCCAGCUGGCUCAGCAGGGAUGAUUUCAGCUAUUUCCAGCUCCGAGCUCAUCUGUAUCAGGCUCGAGGGAUUCUCCCUGCAGAUGACAAUGGCCUUUCAGAUCCAGGCUCCCCCGAGUUCCUGGGCCAGGCCUUUGCCAUCCCACAGGUGAAGCUGGUUGAUGAGCCAUACACCAAACCUACCCUGCAGUUCUUUGAUAUCUACAAAGGCACCAAAGCAGCAGGAGAGCUCAUUGCUGCUUUUGAGCUGAUUGAGCUGGAUUACAGUGGCUAUUUGGAGCCAUCAGUGCCUGAGGAUGUGGAGCCCAAGGAGCCCAAUUACCUGGGAGACCCCCGUGCUGGACGGCUCAUCAUCCCUGAGGGCAUUCGCCCACUGCUGAAGGAGUUCCGCGUAGAGAUCCUGUUCUGGGGCCUGCGGCACCUGAAGCGAGUAAACUUGUUUGAGGUGGAUCAGCCCCAGGUGAUCAUUGAGUGUGCUGGCAAGAAGGUGGAGUCAGAGGUGAUUGUGAUGUACAAAGAGAACCCCAACUUCACAGAGCUGGUCAAAUACAUGGAUGUGGAGCUCCCAGAGCAGGUCUACCUGCACCCUCCCCUCAGCAUCUUUGUGGUGGAAAAGCGAGCAUUUGGGCGCACUGUGCUGGUGGGUACGCAUGUUGUGUCCGAUGUGAUGAAAUUCUCUCACAGAGAGCUGGAGGAGGAACCGGAAGAUGUGCCUAAAGCUCAGAAAGUCUCGUCCCAGCAUCUUCCCUCUCAGACUGUGGUAAACAUUGGCUUGGCAGCUGGUGAUCCAUGUCCCAGCACUCAGCCCCUGAGUCUUGUGAAGGCUCCUUUGAAGAAAAUUCCUAUUGAUAGACUUGUGAAGAAGGAGGAUGACUACAAAGGGGAAAAACCAGAUCUAGAAGAACUGGAUUGGUGGUCCAAGUACUACGAGUCCCUGAAAGAGCUGUAUAAUCAGACACAUAGUGAUGAUGAAGAUACUGAGAAUGAUGACCUGAAUGAUCCAGAUGGAGUGAAUUUAAACGAAUCCUCUAUUGACAUGGAAGCAGAAGAUGAGGUAGUAAUUGAAGCUGAACCUGCUCAACCCAAAAGGAAGCUCAUUGCCACCCUUCAGAUCUACAACUCUGAGCUGGAAAAUGAGUUUGGUAAUUUUGAAGACUGGCUGUGUAUUUUCCCCCUUCAUCGUGGCAAAGCAAAUGAGGAUGAAGAUGGAAAUGAGGACGAACAUUUUGUGGGAAAGUACAAGGGCUCCUUCUAUGUCUACCCCACUGAGGAAGCUGGCAUGGAGCCUAAGGUCUCCCAGGGCAUUCCAAGGAACAGACCCAUCAAGGUUCUUGUAAGAGUUUACAUUGUUAAGGCUAUGAACCUGUCGCCAGCAGAUCCCAAUGGCAAGGCAGACCCCUAUGUGGUGGUGACUGUGGGGAAGGAGCAGAAGGACACAAAAGAACGAUACAUCCCAAAGCAGCUUAAUCCUGUGUUUGGAGAAGUUGUGGAGCUGACAGUGUCCUUUCCCAUGGAAUCAGAACUCACUGUGGCAAUAUUUGACCAUGAUUUGGUUGGAUCUGAUGAUCUGAUUGGGGAGACCAAGAUUGACUUGGAGAAUCGAUUCUACAGCAAGCACAGGGCCAACUGUGGAGUGUCUUCUCAGUAUGACAUAAAUGGCUACAACAUGUGGCGAGAUGCUUUCAAGCCCACACAGAUCUUGGAUAGUUUAUGCAAGAAAAACUCUCUCCCUGCAGCAGAAUACAGAUGGGAGGAGGUCAAAGUGGACAAUAAAAUAUUCAAGGUCCCUCCAGAGGCUUUUCCUGAAGAGGCUUCUGUGAGGAACAGGAGACAAGUGGCAUAUGAAAACUGGUCAGUGGAUGAUGAACAUAAGGCUUUGUACGUCCUGCAGCACUGGGAAGAGAUGCCAGGUUAUGGGUACAAACUGGCACCAGAGCAUGUAGAGACCCGGUCCCUGUACAACCCAGAGAACCCUGGUCUUGUGCAGGGUUCCUUGCACAUGUGGAUUGACAUGUUCCCAACUGACGUCCCUGCACCGCCACCUGUCAAUAUCAAGCCACGACUGCCUGUCAGCUAUGAACUGCGUGUGAUUAUCUGGAACACAGAUGAUGUGAUUCUUGAUGAUGUCAACCCAAUAACAGGAGAGCCUUCCAGUGACAUCUAUGUGAAAAGCUGGAUAAAGGGUCUUGACCAUGACAAGCAGGAGACUGAUGUUCACUUUAACUCCUUGACCGGGGAGGGAAAUUUCAACUGGAGGUUCAUCUUCCGCUUCAACUAUCUCCCGACCGAGAAGGAGAUCGCCUACAAGAAGAAGGACUCUGUUUUCUCCGUGGAGGAAUCAGAGUUUCGGGAACCAGCUGUUUUGGUCCUCCAGGUCUGGGAUUAUGACAGGAUUUCAGCUAAUGACUUUCUAGGCUCCAUCGAGCUGAAGCUGCAUGACAUGGUGCGGGCAGCCAAAAGCUCAGAGCUUUGCACCAUCAGGAUGGCCAAGCAGAAUGCUACACCUCGCUUCUCCAUCUUCCGAAACAAGCGCAUGAGGGGCUGGUGGCCGUUCAUCAAACUCAAAGAUCAAGAAGAUGAGGAGAGAGAAGAGAGGGAGGACAAGCAGAAAGAGAAGAAAAAGAGGAAGAGCAGAUCAGUUAAACCAGAGGACUUGGAGUUCACAGACCCUAGUGGCAACAAGUACCUCCUGACGGGUAAGGUGGAAGCAGAGUUCCAGCUGUUGACUGUGGAGGAGGCUGAGAAAAGUCCUGUUGGUUUGGGCCGAAAAGAGCCCGAACCCCUGGAAAAGCCAAACCGGCCAAACACCUCAUUCAACUGGAUUGUGAAUCCCAUGAAGACUUUUGUGUUCUUUAUCUGGAAACGGUAUAAGAAAUACAUUAUUGUGCUGUUCAUUGUUGCUCUUCUGACCAUCUUCCUGGUUCUUUUGAUCUACACCAUGCCUGGAUAUAUCAGUGAGAAGAUCAUCAAUGGAUAA
Messenger RNA from Indicator indicator, 5889 nucleotides. Its product is annotated as fer-1-like protein 4. The record is from RefSeq and is a predicted model, not a curated record. Gene Ontology annotation, cellular component: membrane. The coding region runs from base 1 to 5889 and encodes 1962 amino acids. Lineage: Eukaryota; Metazoa; Chordata; Aves; Piciformes; Indicatoridae. Gene Ontology annotation, biological process: plasma membrane organization. The transcript is spliced from 44 exons.